Molecule: messenger RNA, 715 nt
Organism: Guillardia theta CCMP2712
Lineage: Eukaryota; Cryptophyceae; Pyrenomonadales; Geminigeraceae
Exons: 1
Coding region: 52-597 (181 amino acids)
Source: RefSeq, a predicted model, not a curated record
GACAAGCGAGGACGGCCUGUCACAAGCCUCACAUACCUGUAUGAGCAGGCGAUGAAGCUCGACACCCAUCUGAGGAGAAAGACGCUGGGCUGGGUGUCGUCGAGCAAGGGGCUGCUACGGCACAAGGCCGCGGCCAGCUCGUGGUUUCCCGAGGAUGACGACGACAUCGGCCCGUACGUGGAAGGGAGUGGUGUGAACGACUACGUGUGGGCGCACGUGAAGUCGAUCCAGCGAUGUGUGGAGAAGGUGAUGAGGUGCUACGGGGGAGACGUUUCCUGCCUGCUGGACGUCUGCAGGCAGUGCAUCAUCUUCGACUCGGUCUCCGACCUCACGAAGUGUUUGCGGGCGAUCCUGCAGGACCCGGACGUGGUGGUGGAGAGGAUCAAGAACAACCUGGACCCCACGGCAGACUCGGUGAGGAGCGGAGGAUACAGGCAUGUCGCCCUGAAUCUGAGGAUAGCCUCGGAGGAGACCAGGAGAGAGGACACGGACUGGCACAUCUGCGAGCUGCAGAUGGUGCUGAGAAGCUUCUACCUGUUGAGGAGCGAGAGAGGGCACGCGCGGUAUAUCUCGUUCAGGAACAUCAUGGGGGAGUGAGGAAGUGCUGGAGGAAGAGGAGGAGGAGGAGGAUGAGGGGUGUACUUGUAUUUGUAGUUGUUGGUUUGUGGAAGGUAAUGUGAGGGAAGUAACCUGAAAUACAUCUAGAUCGUACGUG